Messenger RNA from Cladocopium goreaui, 1657 nucleotides. Lineage: Eukaryota; Dinophyceae; Suessiales; Symbiodiniaceae. The record is from the annotation of a GenBank genome assembly.
AGGCUCAAGGAUGAUACUCAUAGAAGUCAGUGGAACGCCAUGACCACGGACGUCCCAGAGUUGCAUUUGGCAAAAUCCUGCCGUGUCGGAGUGGAAACCAAAGUGCCGAUCGAUGCUGAUCUCGGGCACCUGGGCCAUGACCAGCAGCUGGCGGGCAAGAUCUUGAAAAAGCGCCGUGAUGAAAUGGCACGGCGCAUGCGCUUGCUUGACCCCAGACAGCGAGUUGGCGGAGUGCCUCACGAGGUGAUUCACACUCAGAUGGCCGUGAAACAAAGUGCCCUAGAUGCUGAGAAAGCCGAAGAUGCAUUCUAUGCCCAGAGUGCUGUGUUGCAGGACCAAAUCUUGCAAGCGGUUGAGAGUAUGAAGGCCACGCGUGCCAGGGAGCGGCAAAUGGAAGUGGUGGAUUACUCACUGGCAAACUUGCGAAAGGAACAGCGCCGGGAGUAUGAACUUAGUGAUCCCAACGCCCUCAAGAAGUAUGUCCUGCCAGAUCCUGAUGAUCCAGCAAAUCCAUUGGGACCAAGCUCUAUGCUGAAGUUUUCUAGCCAGAGCCAACAAAGUGCAGAGAAGAAAAAGCAAGGCCAAGAAGAACUUUCGACCUGGCUGGCGGCACAGGUGCAGGAGAAGAAAGAUCGUCUUGCAUAUGAGCAAGAAUUUGAUCGCAUUCACGACGAGCGAGCUAUGCUGUCAGCGCGCGUCCGUGCAGUUUGUGAAGAUACGGAGAUGCAGGAGCAGCAGGACGCAAAGUGUGAAGAAGCAGCAGAGAAUGCGCGAUUGGCCAAGCUGGUGCUGGAACAGCGGAAGGCCAAAAAAGAAGCUGAUGAUGCAUGGAAGCAGCGCCACAUAGAGACAGUCAUGAACUCCGAGAGGAUGAACGAAUCGGUGGAUUCCAAAGUGGGCUUCACUGGAAGGCUGUUGAAGGCUGAGUACAAAAGGCUGUCCCUUGAACAGGAGCAGGCACGACCUGGAUUCUCUGGAUCCUAUCCCGGGCACUGCCUGUUGUUUUUCAUGUUUGAGACGAGAGUUGCUGCGCUGAGACGCACUUGCAGUCACUGGCAGGAUGUCUACAAUUCCAAUGCGAGACAACUGAUUGACAAGCUGUCCACGAAGCAAGCCCACAAAGAGGAGGAGGCUGCUGAAGCCUCCAGAAUCAAUUGCUCUGUUGCAGUGCUAGGUGCACUUGAAGAAGAGCGCGUUCGACAGCAGCAGGAGCGAAGAAUGAGGAUCAUUGAAGAGAACAAAAGGCUUGCAGCAGCAAAGCGGGAAGCUGACAAGGAGGAGAGGAAAGAGUACUUCAAGUAUGACCCGUGACCAGAGGAUUGGCAUUGCGUACUUGGCACCCACUGAAUCGCAACAUGAUUUGGGCUGUGCCAUGGCCGGCACAUGUAGAAUUUCUGAUUCAUGCGCUCGCUUGCCAGUUUCACAAUCAAGCGGACAAAUUGUGUUCCUCGCAAAUGCGAGGUCUGACUUUGUUCAUAUGGAUGUUUCUCAUCAAGCAUAUUCUAGUAUAUUCUAGUAUUCUAUCGUCAGUUUCCCGUGAGCUUCCAUUCUUAAGCUCUCAAUGUGCGGCUCGCAGCCAGUUGGUCCAAUUGGCACCUGGUUUCACAAUUGCUACAUGCUCCCAGAGAGCUGGUGUGACUGACGGCAAUGAAAAAGA